This is a messenger RNA of Nannospalax galili (Upper Galilee mountains blind mole rat), 1944 nucleotides long. RefSeq names its product BCL3 transcription coactivator (gene Bcl3). The transcript is spliced from 9 exons. The coding region runs from base 157 to 1515 and encodes 452 amino acids. Gene Ontology annotation, molecular function: protein binding. Lineage: Eukaryota; Metazoa; Chordata; Mammalia; Rodentia; Spalacidae. The record is from RefSeq and is a predicted model, not a curated record.
GGUGGCCCCGGGGGGCCGGGGGCGGGGAGGCGGCCGGCGCCGCCCCGGCCGACAAAAGUCCCUUCAGUUCAGCCGGCGGCAGGGGAAGUCCCGGCGGCAGGCGAGACCGCCUUCCCGAGCUCGCCUGCUCCUCGGCCGCCGUCUCUGGGCGGCCCGAUGCCCCGAUGCCCCUCGGGGGCCAUGGACGAGGGGCCGGUGGACCUGCGCACCCGGCCCAAGAGCUCUGCUGGCCCCGGGAACGCGCUGCCGCUCCGCAAGCGGCCCCUGCGCCCCGCGUCCCCGGAGCCCGCCGCCCCCCGCGCCCACGCCGGCCCCCUGGACCCCCUGCGUGGCAGCUGCGACGCUCCAGCUGUCCCCGGGCCCCUCCACGGCGUGGCCAGGCCAGAGGCGCUCUACUACCAGGGACCCUUGAUGCCCAUAUACCCCACCCCGACUGUGGGACCCCCGUUUUCUCUACUGAACCUGCCCACACCCCUGUACUCCAUGAUGUGCUCCAUGGAACACCCCCUGUCAGCUGACAUCGCUAUGGCCACUCACGCAGAUGAGGAUGGAGACACACCUCUCCACAUUGCUGUGGUCCAAGAAAACAUGCCAGCUGUCCACCGGCUAGUCAGCCUUUUCCAUCAUGGAGGCUGUGAACUGGAUGUCUACAACAACCUGCGGCAGACCCCACUCCACCUGGCUGUAAUCACCACCUUACCAGCUAUGGUCCGGCUCCUGGUGGCAGCUGGUUCCAGCCCCAUGGCGCUGGAUCGCCAUGGUCAGACAGCAGCCCACCUGGCAUGUGAGCACCGCAGUCCAAGCUGCCUGCAGGCCCUGCUGGACAGUGCAGCCCCGGGCACCGUGGACCUGGAGGCUCGCAAUUACGAAGGGCUCACCGCCCUGCACGUCGCUGUGAACACCGAGUGUCAAGAGGCUGUGCUGCUGUUGCUGGACCGUGGUGCGGACAUAGAUGCGGUGGACAUUAAGAGCGGCCGCUCUCCCCUCAUCCACGCCGUAGAGAACAACAGUCUGAGCAUGGUACAGCUGCUGCUGCUGCACGGUGCCAACGUGAACGCUCAGAUGUACUCCGGCAGCUCUGCAUUGCACUCAGCAUCUGGCCGUGGGCUCCUGCCACUGGUGCGCACGCUGGUUCGGAGCGGUGCAGACAGCGGCCUCAAGAACUGUCACAACGACACCCCUCUCAUGGUGGCCCGAAGCCGCCGGGUCAUUGAUAUCCUAAGGGGGAAGGCCUCCCGGGCUGCCUCCGGGCCACAGCCUGACCCCUCCCCGGACCGAAGUGCCACCACCUCCCCAGAGAACAGUAGUCGAGUCGGCUCCAACGGCCUUCCAUCUAUGUCUUCAUCAUCCUCCUCGCCUUCACAGUCUCCCCCCAAGGAUGCCCCUGGCUUCUCCCUGGCUCCCCACAAUUUCUUCCUCCCAGCUACAUCCUCACCUGCCUUUCUGCCCUUCCCUGGGGUCCUCCGAGGCCCUGGCCAACCCACGCCCCCCUCCUCAGCUCCAGGAGGCAGCUGAGACGGGUGGGGGGGCAGAUCUGGACUCAUGAGGAGGGGGGCCUCCCUGCCCUGUGGGGCAUACCCUUCUGGAAACUGUGAAGAUCUCGCUCUGCCUCCCCCAAUCUUCGGGACCAGAUUUUGCACCGAGGCACAUGCACCUACCCUGGAGCCCCCUUUUCUGUGCAUAGAUACCCCACAAUCUCACCCUUUGCCAAGGACUCCCCUCCUCCACGUAUUCUCAGGCACUGGGGCCCCUGUUUGGAAUCCACUGGAUAUUGGUUUCCUUGUUCCCCUCCCAGAACUAAUAGAACCAGAGGCCACCCCCUCCCUCUGUCAUCCACACAGGGACAAGGAGGGAGGGAGGGGUCUUAGGUGGGCACUGACCACAAUGUAAAUUAUUAGGUGUUUUGGUUGGAUCUCUUUUGUAAUAAACUAUUUUUGUACCAUA